AUGAUGGAAGGUGAGGCCUCGACAGGACAACUCCGAGUUGAAAAGUCGAUUCAGAUGCAAAGGGUCCCAAUUGGUUUUGUGAAUGCAAUCACAGCCUUUGGCACAUUUGCCCUUCUUCUUCUCCUCAUUCAGGUCCAUCGCUUCGUGUUCGUCGGGCCCUCAGAGAAGGUCGGCGUCUCUCGAGGCUUCCAGACUAGACGAACCAGAAAAACCGACUCUUCUUCGACACCGCGUGAGGCUGGUCGUCUGCCCUGUUCUACCGGUUGA
This is a messenger RNA of Protopolystoma xenopodis, 267 nucleotides long. The record is from the annotation of a GenBank genome assembly. Lineage: Eukaryota; Metazoa; Platyhelminthes; Monogenea; Polystomatidea; Polystomatidae.